UGUUCUCUAUUCGCACAAAUUACUUUGUCAGUUGCGCGAAGUUCAAGAACGCACUGAAGAUGAAUAUUUCUGGAUUUGAGUUAAAUGAAGAAACGGUUUCUUACCUACGAGAAAAGGAAUCACGGGGCUUUAAUGUUCCCUACAGUAAUUUUACUACCAAACAGGCCAGAGAGUGGUCUUUGACUGUGGUAAAACACUUUUCAGGCAGCUGGCCGUUUGACGGUAACAUCAAGGAGAUACGAGGGCCAUCGGACCAGGUACCAGACGGCAUACCCGUGACAGUCUACACGCCACGUGACUUACCAUCCAAACCUAUCGUCUGGGUAUAUUUUCACGGUGGUGGCUGGGUGGUCGGCUGUAGGGAAGGAUAUGACACCCUGUGUCGUCGGGUGGCUAGCUCAGCUAAGUGCAUAGUGUUGAACGUUGAAUACCGCCUUGCACCUGAACAUAAGUUUCCAGCAUGUAACGAUGAUGCGAAGAGUGUGGUGCAGUGGGUAAUGGACAAUCGCGGUGACAUAGGUGGUCAUCCCAACAGUCCCGUGGGGGUGGGAGGAGACAGUGCGGGAGGGGCCAUCGCGACCACAGUUUGUUACGAGGUCAAAGGAAUCGCUUUUCAGAUUCUGGUGUAUCCUAAAGUAGACACUCGCUUAGAUCGUCUGUCCUACAAGCAAUUUCCCGAAGGGCCUGUUCUGCCAAGAGAGCUUCUCUUUUGGUUUUUUGAACAAUGGUUAACAAAAGCAGACUAUAAGAACAUCCGAGUAAAUCCUCAGAUUAGAGAGGCUGAUGGGAUACUUCCGCCGGCUCUUUUCAUCAUAGCUGAGUGUGACCCAAUACGAGACGAUUCGUAUGAUUACGAAAUGAAGUUAAGAGAGUCCGGAGCUGCGACGGAACUAGUCAUUGUGCCAGGUGUCUGUCACGGUUUCUUUGGAUUAAUAGGUCAUUUCAAAGGAAGCUGCGAUACAGCCAUAAAUGCUGUUGUUAAAUUUAUGAAGACACAUUCGCUGUGAUCUUGUUGCAGUACAGGAACACUGCGUUGUAUGAACACCUGUGGUCAUACACCGCGUUGUAUGAACACCUGUGGUCAUACACCGCGUUGUAUGAACACCUGUGGUCAUACGCUACAGUUGGACUGUUUAAUAUAUGUACAGUGUAUGCAAGUAUAUAUGCUUGUGGUCUUACGUGGAAACAAUUUUUCAGUCAUAUGACGACGAUGAAGGACUAAUUAUUAGUUUGAACGUAUCUCAAUACAUGAUCUAAGUAUGACGAAAUAUUAAUUAAAACGGCAAAUUACAUUCUUUUUCUUUCUAUGUCCAAAGUUCCCUUAAUAAGCCUGACUUCUUUCAUGGGUGACCCAUUCUUCUGUAUGGUGUUAUAAGCUAAUUACAUACACAAAUAUCCAAAACGCCCCCAAUUUAAUGUUUUCAAUUCUCAGGUCAUUGCUUUGUAAUUGCUUCUUAUACGAGUCAAUAAAUUUUGUUUUA
Liolophura sinensis is the source of this 1481-nucleotide messenger RNA. RefSeq names its product ethyl acetate hydrolase-like. Gene Ontology annotation, molecular function: hydrolase activity. NCBI's taxonomy places the organism in Eukaryota, Metazoa, Mollusca, Polyplacophora, Chitonida, Chitonidae. The transcript is spliced from 8 exons. The coding region runs from base 60 to 1007 and encodes 315 amino acids. The record is from RefSeq and is a predicted model, not a curated record.